AUGAGGAUACUGAUUACUAGGUAUGUAAGCGAUUUACCUCUACCUCCACUCUUGCUCAGCCAUGACAUUCUGCCUCCUUUAGCUCCCAUCCUUGUACACCAACCUCAAGUUCUUAGUAAUCCUGUCUUUGGUCCUCCUGCACAGCAUCAUUUUGAUACUGUACAUAAUUAUCCGUACACGCAGCAAAAUGUUGGCAGUUUGGAAGGCUCAGUUGAAUCAACCAAGCCUGUCGGAUAUCAAGUGCUUGAUUAUCAUUUCGAGAAGGUUGGGAAAGGAGAGAGGGGGGAGAAAGUUGCUAUUGGAGAACUUCAGCACAAUGCUUACAUUAACACCAGAAUACGACCAGUAAGGCUUCAAUACGCUCUUAGUUAUCCGGAACUUCCUGAGGAAAAUGCAGAGCAUAGAUCAUUAUUAAACAAACAUGGGGAAGUUAUUAAACAGAUUCAACCAGAUGAAGAAGAAUCAGAGGAACCAUAUGAUUACGACGAUGAUAUUUACAAUCCUCUUGACUCCUUUAUUCCUUUUAAUAAUGAUAAUACACAACCAAAUCAUGAUAAUCCUAUUGAAAUCGGGCAGGCCACCUUUUGGCCUUUCGGGCAACGCAGAUUUUCUGUAAAUGUGCCAGUUAAUUCCCCAACUGCUGUUUACUCAGCUGAGCAACCAGCUGGCCAGUCAGGUGGCCAAGAAGUAAAAACAGAGAAAAUGGAACAAGGAAACAUUUUAGAUGAUCUGAAGUCUCUCUUCUUCUACUUGCCUAACAAAGGUCAGGAAGGGGAUGCAUGUACAGACUGUACUGGACCACUUGUUGUACAAUGUACACAAGCAGAGGAUCCCGAACAGAGUUUUGAUGGAGAAGAAAUCUUAACAGUUCCAAAGUGCAAUCUAGUUCCAAACUCUACAAUUCAGUAGUUGACAAGGUUUAGGGAUAUAGUUCCUCGCUAACAAAUCAUAUUGUUUUAACUUUUUACUAUAUUUUUAAUUGACUGUUAAAAAAAACUUUUUUAAAAAUAU
This is a messenger RNA of Eurytemora carolleeae, 1011 nucleotides long. RefSeq lists its product as uncharacterized. Bases 1 to 909 code for a protein of 302 amino acids. The record is from RefSeq and is a predicted model, not a curated record. The transcript is spliced from 10 exons. Lineage: Eukaryota; Metazoa; Arthropoda; Copepoda; Calanoida; Temoridae.